UGAUCAUCAAGAUCUAGACAGAAUGAAGACUUGAAGAUUUAGACUUUGCUGAGGACUGUGGUCUGCUGGUCCAGCCCGGUCGGUCCUGCGGUCUCCAGCCUUUCAUCCAGUCUCAGAGUCCACUUCAGACCUGCAACUCGGGACACGUACCAGGUCGGUGGGUGGUUCCGUGUCUCAGCUGUUCUGAUAACAGGACGUGUGAUUGGAGGGAGGUUGCCUGGCAACCUGACAGCUGUUAUCACCCCCUAGUGGACCGCCCCCUUCUGCAGGACUGUAUGACCAACAGGAAGGUUUUGUUUAUCGGCGACUCGACCAAUCGUGGGAUGAUGUACUUCCUGAUGGAGCGGGUGAACUCCAGCCUGGAGGACUGGGGCAAAGCUCACGACACGCUGGUCUACAGGAACCUGAAUGGGGGACGGACCCUCGUCAGCUACUCGUAUUAUCCUCAGUUCUGGCUGCAGAAGAACCAGAGACCCACGUUCAGACAGGCUCUGCUGCAGCUGCUGGACAGGUCACGACCUCUGGUGAACUCAAACCUGACAGUUCUGGUGGUGGGUGGAGUGCAGUGGCUCAACACGGAUCACCUGAAGACGGUCCGAGAGGUGCUGAACAGAGAGUCUCUGGGUGACGUCCUGGUGGUGGUGAAGUCUCUGGGGAUGGGUUUCCACCUUCCUGUAGACGGGAUCCGGUCUCUCAGUCUGAAGGAGAUCCAGAAGCUCUACAGGGAGAACCGUAACAUCAUCACCACAGCAAAGCAUUAUGGGUACGAGGCAAUAGACACAUUCAGCAUCACAAUGGGUCGGUACAAAGAGUUCCUGCAGGGGCGGUGUGGCUGCCACUUUCACGAGAGGAACAUAUACAAGGAGUCAGGGCUGAUGUGGAGUUCCUCAAG
Micropterus dolomieu (smallmouth bass) is the source of this 892-nucleotide messenger RNA. RefSeq names its product cadherin-like and PC-esterase domain-containing protein 1. The record is from RefSeq and is a predicted model, not a curated record. The annotation marks the transcript as partial. The transcript is spliced from 8 exons. NCBI's taxonomy places the organism in Eukaryota, Metazoa, Chordata, Actinopteri, Centrarchiformes, Centrarchidae.